ACGAGGCGUUGUGGCGAGGUGGGUGUCAUGGCGGCCCCCUGUCCCGGCGGUGUCGGGUCGGUGAGGCGGUUGGUAGCUCGUGGAAUCUGGCGCUCGUCGCCAUGGAGAGCGCCCGCGCUCGGCCGCCAGUUGCCAGCGAGCCCGGGCACGCGGCGAAAUCAUCAGCAGGCUUGGGCCAGCAUGUCCGAGAGUGGCCGAGUGGCAGUGGAUCUGGGCAGCAGGAAGCUUGAAAUUUCCACAGGGAAGCUUGCUCGGUUUGCAGAUGGAUGUGCUAUGGUGCAGUUGGGAGACACAUCAGUGAUGGUUACAGCUGUCAGUAAAACAAAGCCUACUGCAUCCCAAUUUAUGCCAUUAGUGGUUGAUUAUCGUCAGAAAGCUGCUGCAGCGGGAAGAAUACCUACAACAUAUUUACGAAGAGAUUUGGGCUACACAGAUAAUGAGAUUUUAACCAGCAGAGUAAUUGAUCGUUCAAUCAGGCCACUAUUUCCUUCAGGCUACUUUUAUGAUACACAGGUUAUUUGCAAUCUCCUUGCAGUCGAUGGCAUCAAUGAUCCUGACAUUCUUGCAAUCAAUGGAGCUUCUGCAGCCUUGGCGUUGUCUGACAUUCCUUGGAAUGGUCCCAUAGGUGCUGUAAGAGUUGGUUUUGUCGAUGGAGAAGUUGUAAUUAACCCAACUCGAAAAGAAAUGGCAUUGAGCACAUUGAACUUGGUUCUGGCUGGAGCAUCUCAGAGCCAAGUAGUCAUGAUGGAAGCAGCAGCGGAGAACAUAUUACAACAGGAUUUUUGUCAUGCUGUCAAAAUUGGUGUAAAACAUACUCAACAGAUCAUCCAGUCCAUUCAGCAACUGGCAAGCAAGCAUGGAAAUUCCAAAAGAACACCUCAGAAGUCGUUCAUUCCAUCCAGGGAAAUAGUUGAAAAUGCAAGACAGCUUGCUUCAGAGAAGAUCCGUGAAGUAUUUAAAGAUUUUACUCAUGAUAAAAUAUCCAGAGAUGAUGCUAUUAACAAAAUCAGACUUGAAACAGAAGAACAGUUACGAGAGAAGUUUUCUGAUGUUGAUUCAUUUGACAUUAUGGAGGCUUUUAAUAUGGUUUCCAAAGAGAUUUUCAGAAAUAUGAUCAUGAAUGAAUACGUAAGAUGUGAUGGCAGAGAUUUGAGAUCCAUUCGGAACAUUAAUUGUGAAGUUGAUCUCUAUAAGCCUCUUCAUGGAUCUGCACUGUUUCAGAGAGGACAGACACAGGUCUUGUGUACAGUAACCUUUGAUUCUAUUGAAUCAAGUGUAAAAACUGACCAUAUCACCACUCUAAUAAGUGGAGUGAAAGAGAAAAAUUUCAUGCUGCACUAUGAGUUUCCACCUUAUGCAACUAAUGAAACUGGAAAAUUAGUUGGUCAAAAUAGGAGAGAACUAGGCCAUGGUGCUCUUGCUGAAAAAGCAUUGAAAUCUGUGAUUCCAAAGGAAUUUCCAUUUACAAUAAGGGUAACAUCAGAAGUCCUAGAAUCCAAUGGUUCAUCUUCAAUGGCAUCAGUAUGUGGAGGAAGUAUGGCAUUGAUGGACGCAGGUGUUCCGAUAUCAGCUCCUGUGGCUGGUGUGGCUGUUGGCCUUGUCACAAUGGCAAAACCAGAGAGUCCUAACAGCAUUGAGGAUUACCGUCUUUUGACUGAUAUUUUGGGUAUUGAAGAUUAUAAUGGAGAUAUGGAUUUUAAGAUGGCAGGUACCAGCAAAGGCAUUACAGCUUUGCAGGCAGACAUUAAAAUAGCAGGAUUGCCAUUGAAAAUUGUGAUGGAAGCUGUCCAGCAAGCUUCGGUUGCCAAGAAGGAGAUCUUGAACAUAAUGAAUAAAGUGAUUGCAAAACCCAGAGAGAAGAGGAAAGAAAACGGGCCUGUAGUCGAAACUGUGCAGGUUCCAUUAUCAAAAAGAGCCAGAUUUAUUGGUCCAGGUGGUUACAAUCUUAGAAAACUUCGGGCUGAAACUGGUGUUACAGUAUCUCAGAUUGAUGAAGAAACGUUUUCAGUAUUUGCACCAACUCCAAAUGCUAUGCAUGAAGCGAGUGAAUUAAUUAAUGAACUCUGCAAGGAUGAUCAAGAACAGCAACUAGAAUUUGGAGCAGUUUACACUGCCACCAUAACUGAAAUACGGGACAUUGGAGUUAUGGUAAAGCUAUAUUCCAAUAUGACUCCAGUAUUAUUACACAAUUCACAACUUGACCUCAGAAAGAUAAAGCAUCCAACUGCAAUUGGUCUGGAAGUUGGACAACAGAUUCAGGUGAAAUAUUUUGGUCGUGACCCAACAGAUGGAAGAAUGAGACUCUCCCGCAAAGUCUUACAAUCUCCAGUUACAACAGUGGUUAAAAACCUGAGUGACAAAAACAGCAUUGUAGUAGGGGCAAGGGAUUCUGCAUCAUCCAGCGCCUCCUCGUAACCACAUGCAAAUUGUCUAUGCUCAUGGUAAAACUUUAAAUCAUCUAACAAACAAUUCUUUAAUCUCAACAGGCAUUUAUUUUAAAAUGAAGAUUAAAAUAUUUGUAAAAUAUGUAUAUUUUCUACGUUUGCUAGCUCAACAUUUAUUUACAUUUCUUUUAUGAUUUUGUUCGUGAGAAAUUGUAGGUAUCAUGUUUUUAUGGAAUAAAAUACUGAUAUGGGAAGGUUUGAGCGGGUUUAUUAUGCUCAUUGCCAAAAUACCAAGGAAAUAAAAAGAUUAAGAUGAAGCAAAAAUA
Molecule: messenger RNA, 2710 nt
Organism: Amblyraja radiata (thorny skate)
Lineage: Eukaryota; Metazoa; Chordata; Chondrichthyes; Rajiformes; Rajidae
Gene: pnpt1
Product: polyribonucleotide nucleotidyltransferase 1
Exons: 28
Coding region: 28-2415 (795 amino acids)
Biological process (GO): mitochondrial mRNA catabolic process; mitochondrial RNA 3'-end processing
Cellular component (GO): cytosol; mitochondrion
Molecular function (GO): RNA binding; 3'-5'-RNA exonuclease activity; polyribonucleotide nucleotidyltransferase activity
Source: RefSeq, a predicted model, not a curated record